CAAGAGUACAAAUUCAUUCUCCUCAUCGUGUUUUGAUCCCUAAACCUUGUCCCUGAAAGUCCCCACCAUCACCAUGUACAAAAUCCUCAAUAAGUCAAAGCCAUGGCUCCUCCGCCGUCCAACUCCGGCGACAUUAAACCAAUUUCAAACAAAUCCUACUCAUCUUCAUCAUCACCGGUCUCGUCAAUACUCCCAAUUGUCCCAGUUGUCUGAACCCACCGACGAUUUGCAGCGGGAAUCAUGGCGAUCGCUGGAAGGACUGGUCCGGUGCUCGGCGAACUAUGUUCCACUUACACCGAUAAGCUUCUUGGAGAGAUCGGCGGAUGUUUACAGAGACCGGACCUCCGUGAUUUAUGGAUCUCUGAGGUAUACAUGGGAAGAAACACACAGAAGGUGUGUGAAGCUCGCAUCUGCUUUAACUCAAUUAGGGAUUUCUCGUGGCGACGUUGUUGCAACGUUAGCACCCAAUGUUCCGGCGAUGCAAGAGCUGCAUUUCGCAGUUCCGAUGGCCGGAGCCAUCCUCUGCACUCUCAACACCCGCCACGAUUCCACCAUGCUCGCAACUCUUCUCACCCACUCAGAGACCAAAAUCCUCGUUGUAGAUCAUCAACUACUAAACAUUGCUUUGCCUGCGAUCAAUCUUCUCAAAAAACCACCUCUCCUUGUUAUCAUCUCCGACGACCCCCUUCCGCCACCCUCUGACCUAACCACCACCGCUUACGAAUACGAAAGCCUAGUAGAGGGUGGAGUUACCGGAUUCUCUGUAGUCCGACCAGCCGACGAAUGGGAUCCAAUCAGUGUAAAUUACACUUCAGGAACGACGUCCAGACCUAAAGGGGUGGUUUAUCACCACCGUGGUGCGUAUCUCAACUCAAUCGCCACCGUGUUCAUGCACGGAAUGGGAGCAAUGCCGACCUACCUUUGGUCUGUACCUAUGUUUCAUUGCAACGGAUGGUGCCUCGCCUGGGGGCUGGCGGCCGUCGGCGGAACCAACAUAUGCAUCCGGCGGUGUGACCCUAAAGACAUAUUCGACAACAUUGAUCUCCACAAGGUAACACACAUGGGAGGAGCUCCGACGGUUCUGAACAUGAUAAUCAACUGUCCUGAAGCUGACCGGAAACCGCUCCCACACAAGGUCGAGAUUAUGACCGGCGGUGCGCCGCCGCCUCCGCUAAUCCUCUCAAAGAUGGAGGAGUUAGGGUUUCGUGUUUCUCAUUUGUAUGGUUUAACGGAGACAUUCGGUCCGGGGACGUCGUGUUCAUGGAAGCCGGAAUGGGAUGUAUUGCCGGUGGAAGAGCGAUUUAAGCUGAAAACACGACAAGGAGUGAGGCAUCUAGGGUUGGAGGGAGUCGACGUUAAAGAUCCGGUGACUAUGGAAAGCGUAAAAUCUGAUGGGAAAUCGAUGGGGGAAAUUAUGUUUCAGGGGAAUACAAUAAUGAGUGGAUACUUGAAGGACAAGAAAGCAACCGAAGAGGCGUUUUCCGGCGGGUGGUUCCGGAGUGGUGAUUUGGCUGUUAAACAUCCAGACGGGUAUAUUGAAGUUAAGGAUCGGUCGAAGGAUAUUAUCAUAUCUGGAGGAGAAAACAUAAGCACGGUGGAGGUUGAAACCGUGAUUUACAGUCACCCGGCGGUGCUGGAGGUGGCGGUGGUGGCACGACCGGACGAUCACUGGGGGCAAACGCCGUGUGCAUUUGUGAAAUUGAAGGAUGGGUUUAAUGUCGCCGGAGAGGAUAUAAUUAAGUAUUGUCGUGAUCGGAUGCCGCGUUAUAUGGCGCCGAAAACCGUCAUUUUUGAAGAGUUGCCGAGAACGUCGACCGGAAAAGUGCAGAAGUUUUUGCUCAAGGAAAAGGCGAAAGCUCUCGGAAGUAUUUCUUGAGAUGCACAAAGUACAACCAUGUGAAGCUGUUGUGUGUUAUCAGAUGUACACGUGUUUUGUAAAUGAAUUGGGUAAUUGAUUAAAAAGUGAGUUUAUUUAAAAGAAUUUUUUUUUUAA
Messenger RNA from Lactuca virosa, 1993 nucleotides. Lineage: Eukaryota; Viridiplantae; Streptophyta; Magnoliopsida; Asterales; Asteraceae. The record is from the annotation of a GenBank genome assembly.